This is a messenger RNA of Trichechus manatus latirostris (Florida manatee), 6644 nucleotides long. It is a transcript of the gene RBM27, whose product is annotated as RNA binding motif protein 27. Lineage: Eukaryota; Metazoa; Chordata; Mammalia; Sirenia; Trichechidae. Gene Ontology annotation, cellular component: nucleus. Gene Ontology annotation, biological process: mRNA processing. The record is from RefSeq and is a predicted model, not a curated record. Gene Ontology annotation, molecular function: metal ion binding; RNA binding. Bases 164 to 3373 code for a protein of 1069 amino acids. The transcript is spliced from 21 exons.
GUUAGUUCCUGUUAGGCCCGGGCCGGGGGAGUAGGUUGAAGUCUCCUAAGAUGCCGGGUGGGCUGGGGCACGGGGAGCUGUAAGGGGGGCGUGAGGAGGCAGCGAGGGGAGACCCACGGCAGGCCCGAAGAACAGCGGCUGCCGAACCCGCCCUCCCUGCACCAUGCUCAUAGAGGAUGUGGAUGCCCUCAAGUCCUGGCUGGCUAAGUUACUGGAGCCGAUAUGUGAUGCUGACCCUUCAGCCUUAGCCAACUAUGUUGUAGCACUGGUCAAGAAAGACAAACCUGAGAAAGAAUUGAAAGCCUUUUGUGCUGAUCAACUUGAUGUCUUUUUACAAAAAGAAACUUCGGGUUUUGUGGAUAAACUCUUUGAAAGUCUGUAUACUAAGAACUAUCUUCCACCUUUGGAACCAGUUAAGCCUGAGCCAAAACCUCCAGUCCAAGAAAAAGAAGAAAUUAAAGAAGAGGUAUUUCAGGAGCCAGCAGAAGAAGAACGAGAUAGCAGAAAAAAGAAAUAUCCUAGUCCCCAGAAGACUCGUUCAGAAUCUAGUGAACGAAGGACACGUGAGAAAAAAAGAGAAGAUGGCAAGUGGAGAGACUAUGACCGGUACUAUGAGCGGAAUGAAUUAUACCGUGACAAGUAUGACUGGAGGAGAGGCAGGAGUAAGAGCCGGAGUAAGAGCCGAGGCCUGAGUCGUAGUCGGAGCCGAAGUAGGGGACGCAGCAAAGACCGGGAUCCAAAUAGGAAUGUUGCAGAGCACAGGGAAAGAUCAAAGUUUAAGAGUGAAAGGAAUGACUUGGAAAGUUCCUAUGUGCCUGUGUCUGCGCCACCUCCAAACUCUUCUGAGCAGUAUUCCUCUGGGACACAGUCUAUUCCCAGCACUGUUACUGUGAUAGCACCUGCUCACCACUCUGAAAACACAACUGAGAGUUGGUCUAAUUACUAUAACAAUCAUAGCUCUUCCAAUUCUUUUGGUCGAAACCCACCACCAAAGAGGCGCUGCAGAGAUUAUGAUGAAAGAGGAUUUUGUGUACUUGGAGACCUUUGCCAGUUUGAUCAUGGAAAUGAUCCCCUGGUUGUUGAUGAAGUUGCUCUGCCAAGCAUGAUUCCUUUCCCACCUCCUCCUCCCGGGCUUCCUCCUCCACCACCUCCUGGAAUCUUAAUGCCUCCAAUGCCAGGCCCAGGCCCGGGUCCUGGCCCAGGGCCAGGCCCAGGCCCUGGCCCUGGCCCUGGCCCUGGCCCAGGCCCAGGUCCAGGUCCUGGCCACAGUAUGAGACUUCCUCUUCCCCAGGGACAUGGUCAGCCUCCACCUUCUGUUGUGCUUCCCAUACCAAGACCACCCAUAACACAGUCAAACUUGAUAAAUAACCGUGACCAGCCUGGGACAAGUGCAGUGCCCAAUCUUGCACCAGUGGGAGCAAGACUACCUCCUCCUUUACCCCAGAACCUCCUUUAUACAGUAUCAGAACGACAGCCCAUGUAUUCUCGUGAACAUGGUGCUGCUGCAUCUGAGCGACUUCAGUUGGGGACACCGCCUCCUCUGUUGGCAGCUCGUUUGGUGCCACCUCGCAACCUCAUGGGAUCUUCCAUUGGGUACCAUACCUCCGUCUCCAGCCCCACCCCUCUGGUCCCAGAUACGUAUGAACCCGAUGGUUAUAACCCAGAAGCUCCUAGUAUUACCAGUUCUGGUAGAUCUCAGUACAGACAGUUCUUUUCAAGAACACAGACACAACGCCCAAACCUAAUCGGCCUGACAUCUGGAGAUAUGGAUGCAAAUCCAAGAGCUGCUAACAUUGUCAUCCAGACUGAACCACCAGUCCCUGUUUCAAUUAAUAGCAACAUAACCAGAGUAGUUCUUGAACCAGAUAGCCGAAAAAGAGCUAUGAGUGGUUUGGAAGGGCCACUCACAAAGAAACCUUGGCUUGGAAAGCAAGGGAAUAACAGUCAGAGUAAACCAGGAUUCUUGCGAAAGAAUCAGUAUACAAACACCAAAUUAGAAGUCAAGAAAAUCCCUCAGGAAUUGAACAACAUUACCAAGCUCAAUGAACACUUCAGCAAAUUUGGAACUAUUGUUAACAUCCAGGUUGCUUUUAAGGGUGAUCCAGAAGCAGCCCUCAUUCAAUAUCUCACCAAUGAGGAGGCCAGGAAAGCCAUUUCCAGCACAGAAGCAGUUCUAAACAACCGAUUCAUUCGCGUCUUAUGGCAUAGGGAAAACAAUGAGCAACCAGCACUGCAGUCCCCAACGCAGCUGCUCCUCCAGCAGCAGCAAACACUUAGUCACUUGUCACAGCAGCACCAUCACCUGCCACAGCACCUUCACCAGCAGCAGGUGUUGGUGGCCCAGACUCCUCCUUCAACAGUACAUGGAGGCAUCCAGAAGAUGAUGAAUAAGCCACAGACAUCGGGUGCAUACGUCCUUAACAAAGUUCCUGUUAAACAUCGUCUUGGGCAUGCAAGUGGUAACCAGAGUGAUGCAGCACACUUGUUGAAUCAGUCUGGUGGUGCUGGAGAGGAUUGCCAGGUAUUUUCAACACCAGGCCAUCCAAAAAUGAUUUACAGCUCCUCAAACUUAAAAACACCUUCAAAACUUUGUUCAGCGUCUAAAUCUCAUGAUGUUCAAGAAGUUCUUAAAAAGAAACAGGAAGCAAUGAAGCUUCAACAAGAUAUGAGGAAAAAGAGGCAAGAAAUGUUAGAAAAACAAAUAGAAUGCCAAAAGAUGUUAAUAUCUAAGCUGGAAAAAAACAAAAAUAUGAAACCAGAAGAAAGAGCAAAUAUAAUGAAGACUUUGAAAGAGCUUGGAGAAAAGAUCUCACAGUUGAAAGAUGAGUUAAAAACAUCUUCUGCAGUCUCCACACCAUCUAAAGUGAAGACAAAGACAGAGGCCCAGAAAGAGCUAUUAGAUACUGAACUGGACCUCCACAAGAGGCUGUCCUCAGGAGAAGACACAACAGAGUUACGGAAAAAACUCAAUCAGUUACAAGUGGAGGCUGCGCGAUUAGGUAUCUUACCUGUGGGUCGAGGAAAGACCAUGUCCUCUCAAGGUCGAGGAAGAGGCCGAGGCCGUGGGGGAAGAGGAAGGGGCUCACUAAAUCACAUGGUGGUGGACCACCGCCCCAAAGCACUAACAGUUGGUGGAUUCAAUGAGGAGGAAAAGGAUGAAUUACUUCAGCAUUUCUCAGCUGCAAACCAAGGGUCGAAAUUCAAAGACCGUCGACUACAAAUAUCGUGGCACAAGCCCAAGGUACCAUCUGUAUCCACUGAGACUGAGGAGGAGGAAGUCAAGGAGGAGGAAACCGAAACCUCAGAUUUGUUUUUGCAUGAUGAUGAUGACGAAGAUGAAGAUGAAUAUGAGUCUCGUUCAUGGCGAAGAUGAAAUCUGACGCAAGCUGUAUAAUUUUUAGGAAUAUUGUUUAGAAGAACAACUUUUUAAAAAUUAUUUAAAGAAGUCAAUGAGCCAAAAAUUUUUUUUAAUUUUUCUUUUCAACACAGUAGUUUAAGGACAGCAAGUUUGCUAUUUAAACAUAUCUCAUAACUGUACAUGAUAUUAAAGCACCAAAGGCCUAGUGACUUUUACACAGUUGUGAAGAUCCACAGGAAUGACAUGGAUAAUCUCUAGAGCCUUAUUUUCCACACCACCUGUUUUUGUUGCUAUUGGUGUUGGAUUAUGAUGUAAAUGACAGGGUGUUCAGAAAUUUUAUUUUGGGUUAUCUGCUGAUAAAAUUUCAUUAAAUGUCAAAAUCGCCUGGAAUCUCUUAACUCUCAGCUAUUAUGGAUAUGUCGUCAGACUGUAGGAGAUAUUUUUAAUUAAAAUGCCCUUUUGCUUUCAAGAGUUAUCUUGGAAGAAAAGUACAAUUUAUUUUAACUUUUUUUUUACUGUGGAGGAACCCAAUUUGUAUUCAGUAUAAAUUUUUUUCACCGUUUUUAUGUGCAGCAGUACUAUUACAGUGUAAAUUACAACAGACUCCUUAUGUUCUCAUAUGCUUUAAGGCAAAGGUAGUCAGCUUCGAGGUGUUUCCUUUCUCUCAUCAUAUUAACUCUCCUGGACUUCUCCUGCUACUGAAUCAUUAGUUUGCUUUGAUGCUUGGUGAGCAUUGGUUCAGGUUGUCCUCUUUUUUUUUUUUAAACAUUCUGAAAAUGUAAAAGGCUUUUACCAGUUGCCCCUUUCUUGUCCCCCUUUUCUUCUACCUUUUUAUUAAUAGACAUACUUACCUAGUGUUGAGAUAGGUGACUCAUUUGGGCCACCAAAAGCCAGUCCCCAAUAAAAGGUUUAAAUCAGCACCUUGAUAAAUAAGUGCUGUUUUGAGAAUAAUGGAAGGAUUUUAGGGAAGGGGGGAGUCACUGGCUUUUUUUGUUCUUUUAAAACUUCAAUUUAGUUAUAGUUAACACAAAAUGUUAAAAAAGUAUCUGAAAUUCUUUUCCUAAAUUUAAACCAUGAUGGUGAGGUGGCCAGGAGUGGGGUGCGGGUGGGGAUAGGGGGAUGGGGUAUGCUAGAAAUAAAUGGGAGUCAUAAUUUGACUUUGAUCAGACGACCAUAUAUUUUCAUGAUUUUGUAGCUUGUUGCUAUUCAUAAACAUAUAUAUAUCCUUCAGUAGACAGUUUCCUUCACUGUGUGCAUUUUUACUGUACACUGUAUAGAGUAGAGUAUCUGUUAAGUAAAAUAUAUAUGUAAAUUUAUGUCUUUGUGUUCUGAAUGUUAGAUGGAAAAGCAGAGGAGCAACACUACACUGUACUAACCCCUGGGGAAAUAAAAUGAUUAAUGUAUAUAGGAUGUCACUUUUUGAAGGUUAUACACAUCUGUGUUUUUAUAUAAGUGUGGUGUGAAAAUUUAAAACUUCCUGUUGGCUUCAGAAGGCUCUUGGUGAUCACUAUAUCAAGGAUUUUAUUUCCUGAGGUAAAGACUGUUUCUCAAAAUAGAAACUGUUCACUAAGAAACUUAAAACCAUCAGGACUCUAGAUAUACUUAGCUACAAGAAGUUAAAUCCCACGUUCUGAUUAUCUUCUACAUAUUUUUCUGGAAUGAUGGGUCAAACCAGGAUCAUUUUUAAGUUCAUGUAAUUUUUCCUUCAUAAUAAUAAGGACUUCCUCUUUCUAGGUUAUUAUUCUAUUUCUGAUAACACUGAAGCUAAAAUAAGCUUAUAAAAGAAGGAAAACAUUAGAAUGGGGUACCUAGAAUAAGCAAUCUUGCUCCUUCCUCCUCCAUCAUCUCUAAUGAAAUUUUCUUGAUGUCUGUGGCUCAGUCAGUAUAUAUUUUGAAAGAUUCAUUGUGGUGAAUAUUUUGAGUCCUGACAGUUUAAACGUGAUAGAGGGAACAAAGGAUUUAUAUAUUUUUUGUACAAAGUUUUUUCUUAAACUGUAUAAUUUUGUAAAUAAUUUGUUUGGGUUUUUUUUUUUUGUUUUGUUUUUUUGGUGUACUAAAACUACCAGCGUAUAGAUUUCAAUAAGAAUUGUUGUAUUUUUGUAUUUGGAAACUGAAAAUUACAGUAAAUUGAUGGAACUGUAAGAAAAUUUUCAGUAGACUGACAGUUCAUCAGAAUGAGAUUCCUUUUCAUAUGAUUUUUUAACCUCAAAAUUGACAUCUUAUUAUACUCUCAGUACAGAGAGAGUUGAGGAUUUGUUUGGUUUUUCAGUUAUUUGGUGGGCAGGAGGGGGGAAAGAAUGAGAGAAGGGUGUUAAAUUGAAGAACAGUUAGACAUUUUUUCCAGUAAGAUUUGAAGCCCUUUGUAUAAAACUUCGUUUUCAGUACACCUUAAAUAGGACUAAAAUAGUUUAGAAGUGCCCUUUCUAAGAAUUUUACAACAUGUUAUACUCUCAGAAAUGAAUUUAAAAUAUGGAUUAAUUAUAACAGAAAAUUUAAGUGAAGAUUAGCAUAAUAUAGUUACACAUAUCUUGUGGUUGUUGUCCCCCCCACCCCCGUGCCCAGGAUUUUUAACCCAAACACACAAAUCUCCAAAUGUUAGAGAGUUUCUCUCAAAGAUUAAUAACUACCAUGACUUGUUUUCUUGGUAUCUUUAUUUACAGAAAUAACAUAAACCAUCUGAGGCAAAUUCUGCUGUUCUUCUUAAUGUGUGUGACAUCUUUAUAAGUAACUGAUUAACAAUAACAAAACACCACCAAUCCAGCUAUAUCAGCCUGGUUUACUAGUAGAUUGUUGCCCAGGUUUUAAAAAGGUAAUUCCAGGGAUGUGCAGAAUUUCCUUCAAUUUCUUCAUGUUGUAACAUUGGGAAAACAUUGUUACCAGCUAAGAUGAUGAAUUGGAAAACAUGGUCCUAUUAAGGUGAAAAAGGUCCAUGGUGAUGGAUCAUUAUUUCAAAAUGAAGACAAAAAAUCAUGUGAAAAGGAAUAGUGGUUCCUCUUGAUGUAUAGAAUGCCUGUAUUAUAGUUUUUACAAAAUUGUGAACUUGUGUAAUAGUAUAAUAGGAGAUAUUGUUGAAUUUCUAACUGUUUAUACAUUUAAAUUCAUAUAUGUAAUGUUUGUUUUAUCAAUUACAAUCUGAAUUUCUAAGAAGCAUGUUGACUUUUGCAAUAAAGAUGCAAUAUGGAAUGGUUCACAAUUGGAAAAAAAAGAAAAAAGAUAAAAGUAUUACAAAUUUAAAACAAUUUGGAAAAUUUAUGAACCAUUCCAAAAAUUAUAACAAUCACCAAAA